AUGGCUUACGCUUCGCUGACCGAGGCUCCGCGCAACGUCAAGGAGGGUAUCGACUGGCUGAUAGCCCUGAAGGGAGAUGACGCCGGGCGAAAUCUGACUUCUAUGGGACUUGCUAUCUACAAUUUGCUGACGCACAAGCCUGUUGGCAACUUGAACAAGCCAGCUCCUGAGAAGGUUGAAGAGGGUUCCGAGGAAGUCGAGGGUCAGAGUGGCCAGGAAUCCGUGCAGAGCCUACGGGAAAUGAGCACCAGGGCUUUGGCUGAGAAUCUCGCGAAACUCAGUAACAACGAGCGACUUGCGGUAAGAAUCAUCGCGCUGAAGUUGAGUCACGUUAUUUUGGCCUGUCAGCAGUUCCUGGAUGACGUCAAAGAUGGUGACCGGUACGUGUCUGCAUACGGUCCAGAAGCCACCUGGGAUGUGUCGUGCGCAGAGAAUCCCGAAGAAUGCGUGUCGGUUUUCGUCGAUGUCGCGCCAAUGUUGCACGGAGGGCUGAAGGCCUUGAGGAAGGCGAGCGAUGGUAAAAUACUGGGAAUCCCAAGUGCUGAGGAUACUGAGCGCGUGCAGGAGAUUAUGAAGGCCUUCGGUUACAACGAGUCAGAAGAGCGCGCCGAGAUGACUGCUACGCAUGUCUCCGAGGCCUUGAGGGGCGUGAAGAAAAUAUUUGGAACACUACACGACAUUGCUAUAUUGUGCGCUCUGUGA
Babesia bigemina is the source of this 702-nucleotide messenger RNA. RefSeq lists its product as hypothetical. The transcript has a single exon. Lineage: Eukaryota; Apicomplexa; Aconoidasida; Piroplasmida; Babesiidae. The record is from RefSeq and is a predicted model, not a curated record. Bases 1 to 702 code for a protein of 233 amino acids.